Messenger RNA from Cadophora gregata, 1036 nucleotides. RefSeq lists its product as uncharacterized. The coding region runs from base 517 to 939 and encodes 140 amino acids. The record is from RefSeq and is a predicted model, not a curated record. The transcript has 3 exons. NCBI's taxonomy places the organism in Eukaryota, Fungi, Ascomycota, Leotiomycetes, Helotiales, Ploettnerulaceae.
AUUAAUUCUCCAUCAAGUCCGUCGUAGAGAAUACAGUGAUCAUAAUCUACCUUCAAUUCCACCUCCAUAUAGCGUCAAGAUCUAGCUUUUUCAUCAUGUCCGACACGUUGUCCCCAACACCGAGGAAGGUGGAGGCUCAUCCUUACAAUGGUAUGUGUAGCAGCACGAGCUAAAGAUAACAUGCUUACUUUUGAACCUGUAGGCUUUGAACGGGAGUAUGCUCUUCCUGCACUGCCACUUUGACAUGAAGCAAACUGCUAAUUGCGUGGCAGAGGAGUGCCCAAAGGCAAAUAUGCCGAGAAAUCGUAUGUCGGGACAUAUUGUGUUACACCACUCGAUGUUUCUUGUUUUGGGCGCUUGUCGAAGGACUACGAAAAAAUCGGACUCUUAUUACUUUCCGAUUCAGACGGUACCUGCCACGACAGUAUGAUGUUGGCAGAUCAAUUUGCACAGGCAGGAAUUAAAAGCCGUGUUUGCGGCUACACUGGAGUAAUUGGUCCUCCAUGAGCAGUCAACAUGAAAGCAAGGCACAUAACGCACUCUGAAGAAAAAGCCGAAAAAAUUAUCGACGAUGCCAUCAAAGAUAUAGCAGGGCCCAGGUAUGGAGCCAAGCAUGUUCUGAGGCAUCUCGCCAACCCAGACAGGGAAGACUGUAUCAUGGUGGCGGGAUUCAUUGCCUCCCCUGAAGGUGCACCAAUUUGCACCCUUGAUGCAUUCUCGGGUGUCAAGAGGCCACUAAGCAUAGCCUGGGCAGAAGACCCCGAGAGUAAGACUAAUGCCAUCGAACGAGAGAAAAUUCGAGCAGCUAUGGACACAUGGACGGGACCCUAUCAAAUUAACCUCUACAGCCAUAUUAGAGAUGGGUUUGCUAUAAGACGUGAUGUUACAAGGAAGAUGGAGAUAUUCGCAAAGAGACAGGCCUUUGUUCAAGCUCUAUAAUGGUUCAACUUCUAUCUCUUCGAGGACAGUGUGGGCAAGUAGCACCCAGAGAAUUUUCUUGCGUUGGGAAACAAAAUUGUUUAUAGAAGCGCCGUAA